UCUGCCCGACUCCCUCCGGAUAUUUUUAGCCGUGAUGAUGUGCCCUGUGAAAUCACGUAACGGAAACAACAUCAGAGAGAAAAGGGCCAGAGCUUUCGCCGCUAGAUAGAGAAGGAUCUGCAGUUAUCGCAUGGAAGACGGAGGCUGCCAAUGAGAUGAAAGUGGCGCUGGGAUUAGGUUUGGCCUGUUUGUACCUGGUGGCGGUGGUCCUUACCAGUGCGUCGCAGAUACGGGUCCAGACAAGUGUUGUGCCUCGAAUCCUCACUUCAACAACAGCACCUCUGGACUUAAAGGACUUGGGGAGUGAUGGACAAACGAUCCAGACUGUCACUGACAGCUCAGAGACUACAGCUGAAGUCACAGCUUUUAGCUCCACAGAGGAGUCUACUACGGACACAACCACAACACCUGUAUAUACAACCCAUGCAGGUGCAGUCCCUUCAUCCACAGCUUCAGAGAGCCCUGUGGACACACAAACUUCACUGGGAUCAUUGACCACUCAAAGCUCUGCACACACCUUUUCAUCCCAGCCUGCCAGCACUUUUCUGGGCGGGACCUCCAUUGUCUUGUUCUCCAUCACAGCCCCUGCUCAGACAACUACAGGAGGGUCCCAGGGCAUCAUGAGGCCAACUCAUCAAGAGAUACCCUCGCAGCUCAAUGUUGGCAGUGAAGAUUUUAAGGGGAAUGGCCACAGCUCUCUGGACCCCCUGCUUGCUGGCCUUCUAUCAAUGUUUAUCGUCACCACGGCAGUCAUUUUUGUGGUGCUUUUUCUUAAGUUUCGACAUCAAAACAGCAACCCAGAGUUUCACCGGCUCCAGGAUCUACCAAUGAGUCAGCGCUGAGUGCAAAAUCUCUGCUAAAUCUCUGGAUGUGUUUGACAUUGUUUGCAGGAUGAUUUGAUGGAAGACACACCUCUUUCAAGAUACAGCUAUUGAACCUAUUGAUGCCUCUUGUAAUUUACCUCUAGGGGAUGGAAAUAAGGAUAUAAUUUAAGCAUAUGGAUGUGUUUUUGCUCCAUGCACAUCCGCUGUGAAAGUGAUACCAUAAAACAUUAGUCAUGUAUAGAUGCUUUACUAUUGAAACUACUAAGUUCUGCUGUUUUUUUGUUUGUUUUGUUUUUUCAAUUUAACAUUCCCUUUUAAAUGUUCAGUCAGGAAAGUGUGACUUAUCUAGACUGGCGUUAUUACAUAUGCACGGCACUUU
Messenger RNA from Boleophthalmus pectinirostris (great blue-spotted mudskipper), 1203 nucleotides. RefSeq lists its product as uncharacterized. The transcript has 5 exons. Lineage: Eukaryota; Metazoa; Chordata; Actinopteri; Gobiiformes; Gobiidae. The coding region runs from base 156 to 842 and encodes 228 amino acids. The record is from RefSeq and is a predicted model, not a curated record.